Messenger RNA from Kwoniella mangroviensis CBS 8507, 3153 nucleotides. RefSeq lists its product as uncharacterized. Lineage: Eukaryota; Fungi; Basidiomycota; Tremellomycetes; Tremellales; Cryptococcaceae. The record is from RefSeq and is a predicted model, not a curated record. The transcript has 5 exons. Bases 1 to 3153 code for a protein of 1050 amino acids.
AUGGCCUCUUCCAUGGUGCCCACGUCCGCCCAAAUGAAAGUGAAGAAAAGAGUAGUCAACCUGGUCAAUCCAGCAGAUCCUCAAGAUUUCUCUGCACAGAGCAUCUCCCCAUCCACCUCACCCAAUACCUCUGCUCACAUGGAAGAGGAACCAGUCACAGAAGAGAAGAUCACUCCGCCUAUCAUGCGAUUUUCAGAAAGAACUCAGACAUUCAAUUUUACUCCUGGAGUCAAAGGUAUACUCAGAUCAACAGGUACACCAGGAUCAGGUAAUGGAGUUCGAUUCUUCCCUAAAAACAAAUUCAGGAUUAUCACCCCUAACGCCUCAGUGCAUCAACCUACACCUAAACCACCCGCAUCACCUACCAAUUCCUUCUUCUCUCAAUUGCUAGCAGUGACCAUCCCAUCGAUGUCUCCUCGACGAGGCUCAGCCUCAGGGGAGGUCAAGGGUGCAGAUGAAAGUUGGGAAAUCCCAGGACAAGAAGGGGAGAUUUCCCUGGUAGCUUCGUCAAUCGCAUCGGGAGAUAGAUCAAUAGAAAAUCAUAAUUGGGAUGAACAGGUUGAUGAGCGAGAGAUAGACGAAAGUAUAGAUGAUGUAAGGGAAGAUUCAUGGAAUGGUCAACCUCAAAUACAUUGUUCUCCCUUGGCAUUACCCGAAGGCGAUGCCAAUACAUCGAAAGAAACCAGUUUGAUAGGAUUCGAAUUGCCUUCGACGGAAUUACAAUAUCCCGAUGAUAUGUCUAAUCUACUCUCGACGAGAUUCCAACCUGAAGAUCCAUCUUUCUCAAUCAACGAUCUUCCUUCUUCUAAUCUACCGACAGCGAAAGAUCUGCAAACAUUGUCGCCGAUCAAGGAGGAUUUGACGAACAGGACUGAAGAUGAGUUUUGGAAUGUUCCAACUUCCACCAAUGUACCAGACGAUAGGUCGGGAUCUUCCGAACAUUCAGAUUUGAGAGCACCAGAUUUAUCGGACCCAACUAUUCGACGACCUAUCACCUCGGCUGUCAAUGCGUCGGACCAGACGACCAGUCCUACACCUAUCGGAAGACCAUAUAACACUUCAUCGAUAUUUGCAGACAUGUCAGCCGAACAAGCUGAGCUUACCUGGCCCCUCACUAGAAGGAACGAAGACGACGACCAGGAACUCGAUAGCAAUUUCCCUACGCCCAUCAAAUCUUCUUCUCCUCCUUCAAGCAAAAGCUUGCAAACUCCCAAAGCAGGUGCCGGUGCCGGUGAUAUAACGCAGUUUUUCGAUACUACUAUGACGAUGUCUUUCACGUCUCCCUCUCCGGAAGCUAUCGUACUUCGCUCAUCUUCCUCGUUUGCCACGCAAGCUCAAGAUUUCAUGGUGCCCACUCAAAAAUUGUUUGAAGCUCAAGUAGCUCAUACCUCAGCUCUGACAGCCGAAUUGGAGCUUUACAAAGACCUGGCGAAGAAAUUACAAGAUGAAGUUGUAGAACGUGAUGAGUGCCUGGCCAAAUUGAAUCUGAGAGCGUUGGAGGCUGAAGUCUUACAUGACCAAGUACAAGAUUUGCAAAGGGAAAUGACAAGUCUCAGAUCGGAAUCUAGGAGGAAAAGUUUAUCCCCUUCACCUGUGGAUUCACCUACACUUCUAGCUACAGCUGGUCUCAGAGCGAGACAGGGGGUAGUAGGGAUGUCAGAUCGAACGAUGGCUGCUCAGUCCGAAGCGAAAGAAUUGGAAAUUCGACUAGCGAAGACAUUGGCUGAUUCUGAAGAUAUGGGCAGGGAAUUACAUCAAGUUCAGAUUGACAAGAAGCAAUUGAAGGAUGAGUUGAAUGUACUGAGAAUCCAGAAGCAAGAAAUGGAAGAUCAAGAAAGGGAUAGAUUGGUGAAGGAACAAGGACAUAUAGAUGAGAUCGAAUUACUGAGAAAGAAAUUGGAAGAUGCUCAUCAACGUAUUGAUGGGUCGACAAAUGGGCAUGAUCACGAAGAAGAGAUACGCCAACUUCAAGAGGAGUUGAAAGAAGCUCAUCAACACAUUGUGGAUCUGCAAUCUUACGAAGAUGAAAUGCAUGCUUUGAAGGCUGAGUUGGACAGUGCUCAUCGUCAAUUGUAUGAAUACGAAUCCAGACACAAUGACGAGGACAACAUUCAAAAAGAUCGUGAAGAUGCCAGGACUCGACUGGAUCAGGUGGAGCAGGAACUGGAAGAUACUAAACGUCAACUAGGAGAUAAGGAACAAGAGGUUCAUACUUUGCAAGAUGAGUUGGACAAAGUAAAUGGUCAGCUUGAUAAUUGGGCGAACGGAUCAAUGGUUCAACAUGAGCUGGACGAGGCCAAGGAGAAGAUCAAGGAGUUGAAAAUACACGUCAAAGAGUUGACUGAAAACAAGUUGGUAGAUGAAGAUGAGAUUGAAACCCUACUUAAUCAGGUUGAUAAGUUCAAGGGAUACAGGAAGAGCGAGGAGGAAAUGAAAAAGCGUGUGAAUGAGGUUGAAAAUAGGUUGGAUGUUGAGAUUAGUCGAAGGAAGGAAUUGGAGAAAAGGUUCAAAGAUGAGGAAGAGCUUGUGAGAGAGCUCGAGAAGGAGAAUGAACAUUUACGUUACGCUGUUGACCAAGCUGAACAACUUGCUCAAGCAUCAUCAUCAAAUGCGCCGUCAUUAUCCAAGAUGAAAGAGGAGAUCACCAAGUUACGCUCUGAAUCAGCUUCGAAAGAUCUAGAAAUUCUGAACCUCCAAAGGAGGAAGACCGAGUUGAAAGAGGAUAGGGAAAUGUUGAAUAUCGCCUUGGAUUCGAAACAGCAAGAACUUGAACUCAUGAAGAGGAAAUUCGCCGUCAAGGGAAUAGCAGGAUCCACGCCUUUAGGUACUUCCCAGAAGACCAAUAUAGGUAUUUCCUCUACAACGCUCGAAACUCCAUUGGUAGGUAAAGGUAUACAAACUCGACGAAGAUCUUCUUUAGCCCAAAGUCAAAGUCAAACUCCCUUGGUUUUACCAAACGUACCUAAACAUCUUCCAUCGUCGCUUCAGACUCCUAUCAACGGACGAAGGGCAAGUUAUGGAGUACAGCUGCAUCCCUCAACGAGGAUUGCGAAUAGAGUGAUGAAGCGUUUAGAAGAGGAAAAUGAUGAACAGGAGAAUCAACCUCCUGUGCAUGAAUUCAUAAGGAGUAGAAGGCAGAGAGUUUUGGCGUGA